Messenger RNA from Grosmannia clavigera kw1407, 2409 nucleotides. Its product is annotated as spx domain containing protein. The record is from RefSeq and is a predicted model, not a curated record. Lineage: Eukaryota; Fungi; Ascomycota; Sordariomycetes; Ophiostomatales; Ophiostomataceae. Bases 1 to 2409 code for a protein of 802 amino acids. Gene Ontology annotation, cellular component: vacuolar transporter chaperone complex; fungal-type vacuole membrane. The transcript has 3 exons.
AUGCGCUUCGGCAAGACUCUCCGCGAGUCGGUCUAUCCUCCGUGGAAAGACGCGUACAUCGACUACACCAAGCUGAAACGGCUGCUCCGCGAUGACGAGGACGAGGGAUCCGACGCCGAGGGCGGCGAGAUGAGCUGGACCGACGAGGACGAGAACCGCUUCUGCGACGAGAUCUUCAACGGGCAGCUCGAGAAGGUGGCCCGCUUUCAGGAGAGCCAGUCGAAUGCGCUGCGCGAGCGGACCGACGCGGCGUUUGAGAAGCUCAAGGACCUGACGCCGGCCAGCGACGAGACCACGGCCGAGGCCGAGGGAGAGGCGAAGAGCGAGAUCGCGCUGCAGCGGGUGCGGGCGAUCGAGACGGAGCUGGACAGCAUCACCAACGAGAUCCGUGAGCUCAAGCGCUACAGCGGGCUCAACUACACCGGCUUCCUCAAGAUUGCCAAGAAGCACGAUCGCAAGCGCGGCAACCACUACCGGAUCCGGCCGAUGAUGCAGGUCAGCCUGACGCGGCGGCCGUUCAACUCGGAGGCAGGCUACUCGCCGCUGCUGGCCAAGCUGUCGCUCAUGUACGAGGCAGUGCACCAGUACCUGAACCCGGAGGAGACACAUCCGAUCGACCUGGAGACGCCGCAGGAGAAGGUCAACGGGGGAGUGUACACGGCACACAAGUACUGGGUCCAUCCCGAUAACCUGCUCGAGGUCAAGACAAUGGUGCUGCGCCACCUGCCGGCACUGGUGUAUAGCGACUCAUCGGCCAAAGAAGCUGAUGCCACGGCAGACCCGACGGUGACGUCGCUAUACUUUGACAACAGCAAGUUUGAGCUGUACAACAACAAGCUGGAGCCGAGCGGGGACGCGACGUCGCUGCGGCUGCGGUGGUACGGGCAACUAGCGACGAAGCCGGAGAUCUUCCUGGACGAGAAGGUGGUGCGCAAGGACGGGACGAGCGAGGAGCACCGGAUCCCGAUCAAGGACAAGUACAUCCAGCUGUUCCUGGAGGGAAAGUACGGCAUGGAGAAGAGCAUGCAGAAGAUGGAGCGGCAGGGCGAGCGGCCGGCCGAGGUGGCAGCGUUCCGUCAGACGGCCGAGGCGAUCCAGGCGUUGGUGAGCCAGAAGCAUCUGGAACCUGUGCUGCGGGCCAACUACGUGCGGACGGCGUUUCAAAAGCCAGCCGACGACCGGGUGCGCGUGUCCAUCGACACAUCGCUGGCCUUUAUCCGCGAGGACAACCUAGACCGUGGGCGGCCGUGUCGUGAUGCGGCCGAAUGGCAUCGCCGCGAUAUUGACGCCGGCACGGUGACGUAUCCGUUUGGCGAUCUGCCGCCGAGCGACGUCUCACGCUUCCCCUUUGCCGUGCUGGAGAUCAAGCUGCGCGAGGGCGAGAGUGCGCGCAAGCAGCGGCCGGCCUGGGUCGAGGACCUGAUGGCCUCGCAUCUAUUGCACGCGGCGCCGCACUUUAGCAAGUUUGUGCACGGCGCGGCCGUGUUGUUUGACGACUACGUGAACCGCUUGCCGUUCUGGAUCGGCGACCUGGAGCGCGACAUCCGCCGCGACCCACAGGAGGCGUUUGCCGAGGAGGAGCUGCGGCGGGCGCAGCGGGCGGCCGACGAACAGGCAGUCGGCAGCUUGCUGGGCACGACGGGCAAGCAGGGCUCGUACAAGCCGAUGCGGAGCUCGCCGGCCGUCAAGUCGGCGUCGUACCUGGCGGACAAGCUGGCGGCCGAGGCAUCGAUCGCGAAGCGGGUGGCGGUGCGUGGAGGGACUGGGGGGACUGGGGGGACUGGGGGGACUGGGGGGACUGGGGGGGCUGGCGAGAAUGGGGAGUCGGCAGUCAGCGAGAUCCCCGGUGCCAACGAGUCGCAUGCACCCACUGCAUCGUACGGCACCAUCUCGUCGGUCCUCCCAUCCUUCUCGAUGACGCGCUACGCCAGCUGGCACCGGGCCAAGGACCGUGGCCCCGAGCUGCCCGAGGGCGUGAGGGAGCCGACGGAGUGGCUGAAGAACGCGGGACCGCUACGGAUUGAGCCCAAGGUCUGGCUCGCUAACGAGCGCACGUUUCUCAAGUGGCAGCACAUCUCGAUUCUGCUGGGCAGUCUGGCCGUCGCGCUCUUCACGGCCGCCGGCAGCGGCAGCAGCGGCAGCCAGGCCGUGGCCAUGAGCAUGGGCGUGGCAUACGUCACCGCGGCCGCCUUUGCCGGCUUCUGGGGGUCGUACAUGCUGCACACGCGGCGUGAGAUGAUCGUGGCGCGCAGCGGCCGUGAUUUUGACAACAUGGUCGGGCCGGUCGUCGUAACGGUGGCGCUGGUCGUGGCGCUGGUGCUCAACUUUUACCGUGCUGCCUUCAAGAGAUGGGCCGACAACGCGACACUUCUGGACACCAACACCACUAUGGCUUAUACACAUAUAUGA